Messenger RNA from Helobdella robusta, 252 nucleotides. RefSeq lists its product as hypothetical. The transcript is spliced from 2 exons. Gene Ontology annotation, molecular function: RNA polymerase II cis-regulatory region sequence-specific DNA binding; DNA-binding transcription factor activity, RNA polymerase II-specific. Gene Ontology annotation, cellular component: nucleus. The record is from RefSeq and is a predicted model, not a curated record. The annotation marks the transcript as partial. Gene Ontology annotation, biological process: cell development; neuron differentiation; regulation of transcription by RNA polymerase II. NCBI's taxonomy places the organism in Eukaryota, Metazoa, Annelida, Clitellata, Rhynchobdellida, Glossiphoniidae.
AGGUAUGGCAGCUUAGACGUUCGCCGCAAAAACGCCACACGCGAGUCGACGAGCACGCUGAAAGCCUGGCUCUACGAACACAUCAAGAAUCCCUACCCAACCAAAGGAGAGAAAAUUAUGCUGGCCAUCAUCACUAAGAUGACACUCACUCAGGUUUCAACGUGGUUCGCCAAUGCGAGGCGACGUUUGAAGAAGGAGAACAAGAUGCAGUGGUCCCCGAGAAACAGAACUGGUGAAGAUGACGACGACGAC